AUGGUUUGUUGCUUAUGGGUGCUUCUAGUAUUGCUUCUACAACUCGAUCAUGUAGCGAGCGAAGACAAUGCGUACUCAUUCACUGCUAAAGAACUUAAGGCUUACAAGCAAGAAGUGAGGGAGUUGUUUUAUUUUGGCUUCGACAAUUAUUUAGAGCACGGGUAUCCAUAUGAUGAGGUGAGGCCCAUUUCAUGCGUUCCUAAGAAGAGAAACUUUGAGAACCCCGAUGAUCAAGUCACUAAUGAUAUAUUAGGCAAUUUCACAAUUACUUUAAUAGAUUCGUUGACCACUAUUGCUAUAUUGGAAGACCGACCGCAGUUUUUGAAAGCCGUUCGACUUGUUGAAAGGACAUUCCCCGGUGGCAGUUUCGAUGUUGAUUCCACAAUACAAAUCUUUGAAACUACUAUACGUGUUAUCGGAUCACUACUUUCAUCGCAUCUUUAUGCUACAGAUCCCACAAAGACUGUGUAUUUAGGGGACGAGUAUGAUGGUUCUCUGUUACGUCUCGCUCAGGAUAUGGCGGAUAGGCUUUUACCGGCAUAUUUAACGUCUACUGGAUUACCUAUCCCACGAAGAAACAUCAAACGGAAGUGGGAUACCCCUGAUUUUACAGAUUCAUUGGGGACAGAAAAUAAUGUGGCUGCCAUGGCGUCUCCCAUGUUCGAAUUCACUAUUCUAUCUUACCUGACAGGCGAUCCCAAGUAUGAAAAAGUGACCAGGUACGCGUUUGAUAAAACAUGGUCUCUUAGAACCGAUUUAGAUUUACUACCCAUGUCUUUUCAUCCCGAAAAACUGACACCAUAUACACCGAUGACUGGAAUUGGUGCCUCCAUCGACUCGUUUUUCGAAUACGCUUUAAAGGGUGCCGUACUGUUUGAUGAUUCAGAAUUAAUGGAGGUUUGGAACGUGGCAUACGAAUCGUUGAAAACUAACUGUAAAAACGACUGGUUCUUCGCGAAUAUAAUGGCUGACUCAGGACACUUGUUUGUCCCCUGGAUUGAUUCUUUGAGUGCGUUUUUCCCCGGUUUACAAGUGCUUGCUGGUGAUUUGGAUGAUGCCAUUGCGAACCAUUUAAUGUUUUUAAAGAUAUGGAACACUUUCGGUGGUAUCCCUGAAAGGUGGAACUUUAGUCCUUCGGAGUUCCCCCCUCUAUCUUCAUUAGAAGGAUCGGUACCGUUUUCUUUGAACACUAUCCUUCCCUUAGAAUGGUACCCAUUAAGACCAGAAUUUUUUGAAUCAACCUAUUUCUUAUAUAGAGCUACAAAAGACCCGUUUUACUUGAAUAUUGGUGUUCAUUUGCUAAAAGAUCUGAAGCAACGAUUUAAAUCCAACUGUGGAUUUGCAGGUUUCCAAAAUGUCAUCACGGGCGAACUGCAAGAUAGAAUGGAGACGUAUGUCUUGAGUGAAACUGUGAAAUACUUGUAUUUAUUAUUUGAUGAAGAGAACGAAUUACAUAGCAGCGCGAGUAAUGUAAUUUUCAGUACGGAAGCUCAUCCAAUGUGGUUGUCCCAAGAAGUGAGAUCCAAAUACAAAUGGAAUGCUAAACUUAACGACUCCAUCUACUCGUUACACUUGGAUAUUUGCCAGAAGAGAGAUAGGGAACUACAAGCUGAAGGGAACACAUUGGGUCAAAAAAUCGUGGGUUUUGCGAAAUCAAUCUUUCAAAAAGGUACACCAAACGAUGAGGCUGUUGGUCCAAUUCUAGAUUAUGCCAUUAAUACUGAACUCCCCGGCAUAUGCUCAAUAAAGCCUCAUCAUGCAAUGGAUAACUACUCUUGGUACUCUCCAAUGUUGAGCAAUUUUGACAGAUUAUUUGAGAUUGACACCCGGUUCGCAGCCACACUAAUUAAGCCUUCACACAUGCACAACUAUGGUCCGAUUGAGCUAGAACCUGAAUUUUAUAGCAGGUGGUCUAAUCCGCAGUUCAGCACAUGCCAGAUCACACCCACCACCGAAAUUUUCGAACUGCUAUUCGAUCUUCCUGGAUUGCAUCAGUUGAAUCCCUUAAUCUCAGACAACAAAACUAUCACAUUCGAAACAUUUGGAGGUAGAUCAAGAUUGAAGGUCGAAAAGAUUCAAAUCUACCAAAUUGAUUACUAUGGAGACUUAAUCACCGCAUCGACAUUUCAAAACAUCUCCCGCCGGGAUACCUCCUCGAAUGUAUGCGAUACUAUGGCAAGCUUGUAUUCUCCCACUUAUCUUUACAGAGUGGUAGCAGUCAACGGACGGACAGUGCCUCACCAUGGAAGGGUGCAAAUCAAGAAACACAGUCCUAUGCUUACUUCUAAUGGUACAAGAGAGGAAGACGAAAUCAGAAUUGAUGCCAUCGGGAUUAAUGACCGCUCCCAACUCAUGUUGGAAUGCACACCCAUCAUCAACCUAUUUAUUGUAUGA
Messenger RNA from Saccharomyces paradoxus, 2394 nucleotides. RefSeq names its product alpha-1,2-mannosidase MNL1 (gene MNL1). Gene Ontology annotation, molecular function: calcium ion binding; mannosyl-oligosaccharide 1,2-alpha-mannosidase activity. NCBI's taxonomy places the organism in Eukaryota, Fungi, Ascomycota, Saccharomycetes, Saccharomycetales, Saccharomycetaceae. The record is from RefSeq and is a predicted model, not a curated record. Gene Ontology annotation, cellular component: membrane; endoplasmic reticulum. The transcript has a single exon. Gene Ontology annotation, biological process: mannose trimming involved in glycoprotein ERAD pathway; endoplasmic reticulum mannose trimming; carbohydrate metabolic process. Bases 1 to 2394 code for a protein of 797 amino acids.